This is a messenger RNA of Phoenix dactylifera (date palm), 1067 nucleotides long. Its product is annotated as lipid phosphate phosphatase epsilon 1, chloroplastic. Lineage: Eukaryota; Viridiplantae; Streptophyta; Magnoliopsida; Arecales; Arecaceae. Gene Ontology annotation, molecular function: dolichyldiphosphatase activity. Gene Ontology annotation, biological process: protein N-linked glycosylation; lipid biosynthetic process. The record is from RefSeq and is a predicted model, not a curated record. Gene Ontology annotation, cellular component: endoplasmic reticulum membrane; intracellular membrane-bounded organelle.
GUCCUCUGACUGCUGACCGCGGCCAACCGGGGAUCCUCUUACAAUCCUCAAUAUCCUCUGUUCCCUAUCACCUCCCUCCUUCAAAAGAUGCCCUUCUGUACCUUCCCUAGACUUCUAAAGCCCCUCCUCUCUGCUGCUACCCCGACGGCCAAAAGAUGCUAUCACCCGUUCUCUCCUCGGCUCUCCAUCCUCCACUCACCAAAUCCCUAAACUCCAUCUCGUUUCAUCAGCUCCCCACCUUAAAAAAUCCGAUUUUGACGAGGGGAUUGGGUUCAAAAGGCCAUCUUGGUGGACGAUUGAGGGUCUCCAAGUCUAAGGGCGUCAUGGAAUUGGCCGAGGCUGAUGCUUUCGAGGGCAGGAAUAGUGUUAAGGAGGAUGGAGCGGGUGAAGCGGAGGCGAUUCUGGGGAACAGGGCCUCGGGGUUCGCUCCUGAUUUUUCACCGGGAGGCCUCGAGUCGACCAUAAAUCGAUUGAGCAAGUGGUUAGUGGCCGGUCUUUUUGGCCUCAUCAUACUGUGGAAGCAUGAUGCUGAAGUCAUGUGGGCUGCAAUGGGAUCAGUUGUAAAUGCAGGGCUUUCGAUUACCUUGAAGCAGAUACUGAAUCAUGAAAGACCUGAUUCUGCUUUGAGAUCUGAUCCUGGAAUGCCAUCGUCGCAUGCACAGUCCAUCUUCUAUGCUGCAUUGUUUGCAAUUCUGUCAUUGGUCCAGUCCCUGGGGAUAAAUUUAUUUACAGUAACCGUUGGGAUUUUUACCUUGACAAGUGGCUGCUAUCUUGCAUGGCUUCGGGUAUCCCAACAACUUCACACUGUCAGUCAAGUCCUCGUCGGUGCUUUGCUGGGAUCCACCUGUGGUAUUGGAUGGUUCUGGGCGUGGCAUUCUUUUGUAUUAGAAGCAUUUGUUUCCUCUAUAUGGGUUCGGAUCCUGGUGGUUCUCGGUUCAGUAACAUUCUGUGUGGCCUUCUUGAUUCAUGUAGUUCAGCACUGGCUCAGGGAUGAGUGAUAAACAUCAUGGACAAGUAAAAAAUUGUUAGAAACCAAGCAAUUCAGUUGUUUUGUUCUUAGAUGCAUU